AUGGCGGCCCUUGUGACGAGUGCAGGCGACGUGGCUCACGUUGUGUUGGGCAAGAGUGCCCAGAGGACGCUCCUCUCACAUCAGCUCCUACACCCAACCCAGACCACGCGGCUGUGGGUACCGUUGUCACUGUCGGCACAAAGAGCUUUCGCGAGGCUACGGGCUUCGCUUUCUACCAUAGUAGCGAGAGAUCUGGGCAAACGACACCGGCAAAGACCUCACCUGCGCCGUGCCAUUGAGAGCGAUGCCCUCGCACCAACCCCAAGGACUUCGGUGUCUGAGGAGCAUGUUCGACAAGUCUGCCAAGGCAAAUCCGAGACAUUGUCUCAGUAUUUGCAUAGAUCCCUUCCUUCACGCGAAGACACGGAAAGAAUAUGCACGGCCAGCCAGCACAAAUCUGUGCUCGCUCACGAAAUAAUGACCAUGCCAUACACCACACUCUCUGAGAAGGGGCUCAAGACCCCCGAGACUUUACUGGAGAUCCCCAGUCGAGAUCAGCAUCCGGUCUUGAUUGCGAGACACAUGCUCCUUCUGGCUACCUUUCUGCAACACCUCCACCCCGAUCUGCACAAGGAGAUCAAAGGCCUCUCAGAGUCUCCACAAGACAUUAUGGAACGACUUUCCGAUCUCGCUAUCCGCCUGGUAACGACAAACGAUGAGCUGCUUGGAAGCAUCGAGGGCCUUGAGUGUGUUAUGAUCGAAAGUGUAUUCCAGGCGAAUAUUGGCAAUCUGCGCCGAAGUUGGAUGGCGGCCCGGAGAGCAUUGAAUGUCGCGCAGCUCAUGGGGCUCAAUCGAGCGGGCCACAAGGCACAUUCUGAGGUUCUUGAUCCCGGAGCAAACUAUCACCCACAGCUCAUGUGGUUCCGGAUACGUAAGCAGCUUCCGGAUACACUUUUAACCCCUUUCAGCAAAAGACUCCCCUCUCUCCAGCCUCUUCAGCUUCGAGAGUAA
Messenger RNA from Diaporthe batatas, 951 nucleotides. RefSeq lists its product as uncharacterized. Lineage: Eukaryota; Fungi; Ascomycota; Sordariomycetes; Diaporthales; Diaporthaceae. The record is from RefSeq and is a predicted model, not a curated record. The transcript is spliced from 3 exons. Bases 1 to 951 code for a protein of 316 amino acids.